Branchiostoma belcheri (Belcher's lancelet) is the source of this 968-nucleotide messenger RNA. Its product is annotated as acetylcholine receptor subunit alpha-type acr-16-like. Gene Ontology annotation, biological process: nervous system process; regulation of membrane potential; monoatomic ion transmembrane transport. The transcript is spliced from 6 exons. Lineage: Eukaryota; Metazoa; Chordata; Leptocardii; Amphioxiformes; Branchiostomatidae. Gene Ontology annotation, cellular component: synapse; membrane; neuron projection. Gene Ontology annotation, molecular function: extracellular ligand-gated monoatomic ion channel activity; neurotransmitter receptor activity; transmembrane signaling receptor activity. The coding region runs from base 100 to 807 and encodes 235 amino acids. The record is from RefSeq and is a predicted model, not a curated record.
ACAACCAAAACAACGACAACCAAAACAACAACAACACCACCACCUACUACAACACCUAUCAUAACCACGACAACGCCGGAACCCGCCCAAACAACGACAAUGAGGAAACCGCGACCAGAAAAGCCGUCCCGAGGCAUGUUGGCAGGAUGGAGCUUGGCCUCAGCAACAAGACUACGCAGUGACUUACUUGUUUCUUACGACAAGACAGUCAUACCUCAAUACAUGGCAGAUGAACCUGUAGAGGUCCAACUGGCCAUGUCAGCGCAGAAAAUUCUCAACUUGGACCUGAGUACUGACACCUUGCAAAUCCACACAUGGCUGACUAUGACUUGGACAGAUGUUCGUCUCAAGUGGGACCCUGAGGAUUACGGCGUCUCGAGUGUGCGUCUUCCGGUCAAAGAGCUCUGGACUCCUGACAUCACCAACUAUGGAAGUGUAGACCAGGAUAGCACAUAUGUGCCCAUCAUGGGAAACGCUGUCAUCUCUAGCGAUGGCCAAGUGCACUACGUCACUCCUUGGACCCUAAGAACCAGCUGUGUAGUACUGCCCCCUGGUGAGGAAAAGUGGAACUGCACCGUUAAGCUGGGGUCCUGGGUGUACGAUGGAUACUCCAUGGAUGUGAAGAACACGGCUGACACUAUGGACACUUCUAGCUUUCAGAUGGACAGACGUUGGGAGGUUGUAUCUGCCGAGGCCCACCGACAUGUUGCUGUGUAUCUCUGCUGUCCAGAGCCAUACAUCGAUGUCAGCUAUGCUCUGGUACUCCAACGGAGGAUGCCAACUAGUUCUCCUUCAUUACAACAUUAAGUUCACUUUUAAUUGCAUGGCCUGCGGCAGGGCUUGAAAUUAAAACGGCCGCUGACCACUAAAUUAAAAUUUAGACUGGGACAACUAAAAAGACACUUUGGGAAAUUUUUGGGAUGAUAGAAAAAUAAUCAACAUCAGAAUGUCAGCCCUUAUUUUGUUUA